Messenger RNA from Dicentrarchus labrax (European seabass), 4217 nucleotides. RefSeq names its product ATP-binding cassette, sub-family D (ALD), member 1 (gene abcd1). The transcript has 17 exons. The coding region runs from base 199 to 2466 and encodes 755 amino acids. Gene Ontology annotation, molecular function: ATP hydrolysis activity; long-chain fatty acid transmembrane transporter activity; ABC-type transporter activity. The record is from RefSeq and is a predicted model, not a curated record. NCBI's taxonomy places the organism in Eukaryota, Metazoa, Chordata, Actinopteri, Moronidae. Gene Ontology annotation, biological process: fatty acid beta-oxidation; very long-chain fatty acid catabolic process; peroxisome organization. Gene Ontology annotation, cellular component: peroxisomal membrane.
UAGGAAGGUAGUGAGCAGAGGAGGGAAGGAGGGGUUGGGCUGUCAGUGUUGGGACGCGGCCCGUGCUGUCAGUGUUGGGACGCGGCCCGUCCUGUCAGGUGGAGGGUCAGACUCUGAGGUCAACAUGUUGUUUCCGUGACGAGUCUGCAGCGGACCCCUCUGGGACCAGGUACAGUUGGGACUCACCUGCCCGUCAGCAUGCAGCUGACUUAUGAAAAGUGGCCGGCUCAGCUGAGGCGGAGCUCCAGACUCAGGAAGCUGACGGCUGUUCUGCUUGCCGCAUACGCUGUCAAAAAGCUGUCCCCGUACGUCUGGAGGAGGGUACAGAAAAGUGCAGCAGAUAAAGAGCUGGGUGGAGCUAAUCUGCCUGUGGGCGUAGUCAGCACCUCCUCCAACUCUGUGGACAUCAAUGUAGGGAAGAAGAAGAGAGACAGCAGGUCUCCGUCAGUAAACAGAGACUUUGUCCUCAGACUGUCUCGUCUGUUGAAGCUGUUGUUUCCACGGUUACUGUGUCCAGAGGUCGGCCUGCUGGCUCUGCACUCGCUCACCCUGAUGUCCCGGACCUUCCUGUCUAUCUAUGUUGCUGCUUUGGACGGUGUGAUAGUGAAGUGUAUUGUUCAGAAGGAUCCUCAGGCCUUCGUGCUGCAGCUCUCUAAGUGGCUCCUCGUUGCAGUUCCUGCAACUUUCAUCAACAGUGCCAUCCGAUUCCUGGAAGGUCAGCUGACCCUCAGGUUCAGGAGCCGAUUGGUCGACCACGCCUACCAGCUGUACUUCACCAACCAGACUUACUACCGUGUAAGUAACAUGGACGGUCGUCUGUCCAAUCCUGAUCAGUCUCUUACUGAGGACAUCGUCAUGUUUUCAGCCUCCAUCGCCCAUCUCUACUCCAACCUGACCAAACCAAUCCUGGACGUGGUCGUCACCUGCUAUACCCUGCUGCGCACCGCGCAGGCCAAAGGAGCCAACACCACGUGGCCCUCCAUCAUUGCCGGCUUGGUUGUGGUGCUCACCGCCAAAGUCCUGCGCUCCUGCUCGCCCCGGUUCGGGAAGCUGGUGGCCGAGGAGGCAAGGAGGAAAGGAGACCUUAGAUACAUGCACUCUCGCAUCAUCGCCAACUCUGAGGAGAUCGCUUUCUAUGGAGGACACAAGGUGGAGAUGGCCCAGCUGCAGCGGAGCUACCGGUCCCUGUCCUCUCAGAUCCAUCAGAUCCUGUUGAAGCGUCUCUGGUACAUCAUGCUCGAACAGUUCCUCAUGAAGUACGUGUGGAGCGCCUCUGGCCUGGUGAUGGUUGCCGUGCCGAUCAUCACCGCCACAGGAUACUCCAAAUAUGACUCUGAGGAGGUGAAACAGGCCGCAAGGGUGAUGAAGGAGGAGGAGUUGGUGAGUGAGAGGACGCAGGCCUUCACCACGGCCAGAAACCUCCUCAACGCUGCAGCCGACGCCGUGGAGAGGAUCAUGAGCUCAUACAAGGAGGUAACGGAGCUGGCUGGUUACACUGCUCGGGUCUCUGAGAUGUUGGACGUGUUUGAAGACGUAAAGGAGGGAAUCUACCGCCGCUCUGCAGACAGAGAGGAGGAGGAGGAAUUAACAGGAGGAGGAGGAGGAGGGGGAGCUGUGGUUCAACAUGGUCAGAGAGUGUGUGGUCGUCUAGAGAUGAGAGGUCAUGUGAUCAGUGUGGAGAAGAUGAUUCGCUGUGAGAACCUGCCAAUAAUCACACCGACCGGAGACGUUGUGGUUUCCAGCCUCAAUAUCCAGGUUGAUGAGGGGAUGAAUGUAUUGAUCACGGGUCCAAACGGCUGCGGGAAGAGUUCUCUGUUCAGGAUCCUCAGUGGACUGUGGCCUGUUUAUGGAGGAAUACUGUACCGUCCAGAACCUCAGCACAUGUUCUACAUACCACAGAGGCCCUACAUGUCAGAGGGGACCCUUAGAGACCAGGUGAUCUAUCCAGAUUCUGUGGAGGAGAUGGUUCAGCGAGGAAUCACAGAUUCAGAUCUGGAAGAGAUCCUUCGGACGGUCCACCUGCUCUACAUCCUGGACCGAGAGGGAGGUUGGGAGGCGGUCAGUGACUGGAAAGACGUUCUGUCUGGAGGAGAGAAACAGAGGAUGGGAAUGGCUCGCAUGUUCUACCACUGCCCUCGUUAUGCUCUGUUGGACGAGUGUACAAGUGCCGUCAGCAUCGACGUGGAGGGAAACAUCUUUCAGGCUGCAAAGGAUGCUGGGAUAGCCUUGCUGUCAAUCACACACAGACCCUCCCUGUGGAAGUACCACUCUCACCUGCUGCAGUUUGACGGAGAGGGAGGAUGGAGGUUCGAGCCGCUGGACGCCUCCACUCGUCUGUCUCUGCAGGAGGAGAAACAGCGGCUGGAGAAUCAGCUGUCAGGAAUUCCCAAGAUGCAACAGAGGCUGGCGGAGCUGUGUAUCCUGCUGGGGGAGAGAGAGGAGGAGGAGGAGGAGGAGGAGGAGUGAACCACAGAUGAAGAGGAGUCUGAACUCUCUGCUGCUGUUUUUACUGGUUACCAUGGAGACACGGCAGCUCCAUCAUGACUGAUUUUAAUCUUCACUUUGAUGUUUUUAGGUUUUCGGACAGUUCCACCAGUCACAUGCCCCCGAACCACUGAGGGUUUAUUCUCAGUUAGUUUAGUUUCCUCAGUAACUUUCUGCCUCAGUUUCAGUCUAAAACAAUCUCAACAUGUGUCGCAAUCUUGUAUAAGUCUAGCUGGUUCUAACUGGUUCUAACUGGUUCUUACUGGUUCUAGCUGGUUCUAGCUGGUUCUUACUGGUUCUAGCUGGUUCUAACUGGUUCUUACUGGUUCUAGCUGGUUCUUACUGGUUCUAACCGGUUCUAGCUGGUUCUAACUGGUUCUAGCAGGUUCUAACUGGUUCUAACUGGUUCUAGCUGGUUCUAGCCGGUUCUUACCGGUUCUAGCCGGUUCUUACCGGUUCUAGCUGGUUCUAACUGGUUCUAGCAGGUUCUAACUGGUUCUAGCUGGACCAGUUGUUGUUACCAGUGUGACUGUUAACAAAUGAGUGUUUAAACUGGAGCAGCAGCAUUGAUCUACAGGUAUGAAAUAAUGAAGAAUGAUUUUUUUAAUGAGCAGUUUUUAGUUGUUGUCACUUUUAAUCAUCAGCAUGUUUUUAGUGUCAAACUAAUUAUUAAUUAUUAUAUUAAUAUGUAUUGAUUAUUCAUUAUUAAUUGUCACUAUAUACUCAGGAUGUCAAACCUCAGCUGACCCACCCUCUGUCCAGUCCCUGAACACACCAUGUUAAUCACACUGAUGUAAUUAACUGUCUAUUAAACAGGCUGUUUCCAUGGUUACAGUGCAAACAUUAACACAAAGCAAUGAUGGGAACUGUAGCACCAAAAUAAAAUCAAAGAAUCAAACUCCAACAGCUGACAGAGGUCGGAGGUCAUGUGACAGACUGCAGUUUGUUUUAUAGAAAUAUAAUAAAUCUAUAGUCUAUCAGUUUGUAUUCAUCUGAUCAAUAAAUCAAUAAAUCUGCUGCUGGAAAGUUUUAAUAAAAAAAAUUAUUUUAAUGUCUGAUAUAAAAAGAUGUUUAAUGUUUAUAUCCACUGUGUGAUGUCAGAGGAUGAUGAUGAUGAUGUGUGAUGUCAAAGGAUGAUGAUGAUGAUGAUGAUGAUGUGUGAUGUCAAAGGAUGAUGAUGAUGAUGAUGAUGUGUGAUCGUUGCUGUUGUCAUCGUCAUCAUCUUCCUCAUGUUCAUCAUCAGUCACUACUAUUAGUGUAGUUGUUGCUACUGUUGUUGCUGUGCACCUGUCUGUCUGUCUGUCUGUCUGUCUGUCUCUCUCUCUCUCUCUCUCUCUCUCUCUCACCCCAACUGGUCGAGACAGACGACCACCCACCUAGAGCCGGAGGAUCUGUCCUAGGUUUCUGCCUUUUAACAGGCAGUGUUUCCUUGCCCUUGUCUCCAAGGUCUUGCUCAUGGUGGUACUGUUGGGUCUCUGUAAUUAAUGUUAAAGAGUUCGGUCUAGACCUGCUCUAUUUGAAAAGUGUCCUGAGAUAACUUCUGUUAUGAAUUGGCGCUAUACAAAUAAAAUUGAAUUGAAUUGAAUUGAAUUGAUGUCAGAGGAUAACGAUGAUGAUGAUGAUGAUGUGUGAUGUCAGAGGAUGAUGAUGAUGAUGAUGAUGAUGUGUGAUGUCAGAGGAUGAUGAUGAUGUGAACUUUAUACAGUAGAAAAUAAAAAAGAUCAAAAUGAUAA